Messenger RNA from Magallana angulata, 5503 nucleotides. Its product is annotated as eukaryotic translation initiation factor 3 subunit A-like. The transcript has 29 exons. Gene Ontology annotation, molecular function: translation initiation factor activity; mRNA binding. Gene Ontology annotation, biological process: translation reinitiation; formation of cytoplasmic translation initiation complex. Gene Ontology annotation, cellular component: multi-eIF complex; eukaryotic translation initiation factor 3 complex, eIF3e; eukaryotic translation initiation factor 3 complex, eIF3m. The record is from RefSeq and is a predicted model, not a curated record. NCBI's taxonomy places the organism in Eukaryota, Metazoa, Mollusca, Bivalvia, Ostreida, Ostreidae.
ACGUCACAAUCUUGUUCAUCGCACAUGUGCGAGUGGUCGCAGCCAUAUUGGUAGUGCGGGAACCACGUCAGGAUAAGAAUUUAUCCAUUUUACCUAGGUUCUUACCGUUUAACCAGAUUGAAACACAUGUAUAAUUAAACAUCACCAUGCCGACCUACUUUCAGCGUCCAGAAAAUGCCCUGAAGAGGGCGAAUGAGUUUAUUGAUGUUGGGAAAAAGCAGCGAGCUCUUGAUGCAUUGUAUGACGUGAUCAAGAGCAAAAAACAUCGAACAUGGCAGAAGAUUCACGAACCAAUAAUGGAAAAAUAUCUGCAGCUCUGUGUGGAGCUGCGGAAAAGUCACAUUGCAAAAGAGGGCUUGUACCAGUACAAAAACAUCUGUCAGCAGGUAAACAUAAAGUCCUUGGAGGAUGUGGUCAGGAAGUACAUCAGUCUCGCCGAGUCCAAGACUGAAGCCGCUCGAGCCGAGUCCCAUCAGGCUGUUGUGGAUAUCGAUGAUCUGGACAACCCAGAUACACCAGAAAGCCUCCUGUUGAAGGCAGUGAGUGGAGAGGACACUCAGGACAGGACUGACCGAGCUAUUCUGACCCCAUGGGUCAAGUUCCUGUGGGAAUCCUACAGGCAGUGCCUGGAUCUGCUGCGAAAUAAUUCCCGUGUCGAGCGACUCUACCAAGACAUUGCACAGCAAGCUUUCAAAUUCUGCUUGAAGUACAACAGAAAAACAGAAUUCAGGAAACUAUGCGACAAUCUGAGAACUCAUCUUGGCCACAUUCACAAGCAUCAACAUCAGACGACGGCCAUCAACCUCAACAACCCAGACUCCCAGGGCAUGCACCUGGAGACCAGGCUGGAACAGCUAGACAGUGCCAUCAAGAUGGAGCUCUGGCAGGAAGCAUUCAAAGCGGUAGAGGACAUUCACGGCCUGAUUCAGCUGUCCAAGAAGUCCCCAAAACCCUCCCUGAUGGCCAACUAUUAUCAGAAACUGGGGCUUGUCUUCUGGAAGUCUGGCAAUGGCCUCUUCCAUGCAAGCACUCUGCACAGAUUGUACAUUCUGUCUCGUGAACAGCGCAAAAAUCUGUCAGCUGAUGAGUUACAGAAGAUGGCAUCGCGAGUUCUAUGUGCCACUCUUGCUGUUCCCAUACCAGCGUCAAGGAACACAAUCGAUCAGCUGUUGGAGACAGAUGAGGCAACCAUGGAGAAGAAAAGACGACUGGCUACUCUCCUGAUGCUGAACAAUGCCCCCACUCGUCAGUCCCUCAUCAAAGACUUUGUUAAGUUUAACAUCAUUCAGUAUGUUCACCCUGAGAUACAGAACCUGUUCAAGUACCUUGAGGAAGAGUUCCACCCCCUGGGGCUGUAUGACCGGGUUAAAGCAUCCAUUGAGUUCAUCAGUAACAACGAGGAACUCGGUCAGUACAUCCCAGCCCUGGAGGAGAUCAUCAUCACUCGGGUCCUCAAACAGGUGUCUCAAGUCUACCAGACAAUUGCCUUUUCCAGACUGGCUGACCUAAUUCCGUUUGCCUCCAAAUUCCGUUUAGAAAGAGUCAUUGUAGAUGCAGCUAAGACUCUAGAACUACAGGUGAGAAUUGACCACAGAAGCAAGUCUCUGAGCUUUGGCACAGAUCUGAUGGUUGCACAGAAGGAGGACGUACCGGAGGGUCCUUACAUACAGAGCAUGCCCAGCGAGGGCAUACGCAACCAGCUGAUUUCAAUGGCUAGAGCCCUUCACCAGGCCAUUGAACGCAUAGAACCAAAGGACCGAAAGGUCCAGCGACAUGAGAUGCAGGUACAGAUUGCCAACAGCUACAGAAUGACUGCCAAGAAAGAACAUCAGAGGAUAUUACAAAGGCGACAGAUCAUUGAGGAUAGGAAGGAGCAGCUGGAGCACCUCAAUGACCAGAGGGAGCGGGAGGAACAGGAGCAGAUUGAGGAGCAGAAGAAGAAGGCGUACGACUUGGAGAUGGCUCGGCUGGAGAGGGAGGCGAAGGAGAGAGAGUGCCUGAGGAAGAUUGAGGAGCACAAGGAGAUCAAGAAGAAACAUGCCAUGGAGAGGAUCGAACAACUUAAGAAGACGGACAUCGGAGCCAAAGUGUUGCAGAAUCUGGACGACGAGCUGAGAACUCAUCUUGGCCCCAUUCACAAGCAUCAGCAUCAGACGACAUCCAUCAACCUCAACAACCCAGAAUCCCAGGGCAUGCACCUGGAGACCAGGCUGGAACAGCUAGACAGUGCCAUCAAGAUGGAGCUCUGGCAGGAAGCAGUCAAAGCAGUAGAGGACAUUCACGGCCUGAUUCAGCUGUCCAAGAAGUCCCCCAAACCCUCCCUGAUGGCCAACUACUAUCAGAAACUGGGGCUUGUCUUCUGGAAGUCUGGCAAUGGCCUCUUCCAUGCAAGCACUCUGCACAGAUUGUACAUUCUGUCUCAUGAACAGCGCAAAAUUCUGUCGGCUAACGAGUUACAGAAGAUGGCAUCGCGAGUUCUAUGUGCCACUCUUGCUGUUCCCAUACCAGCAUCAAGGAACACAAUCGAUCAGCUGUUGGAGACAGAUGAAGCAACCAUGGAGAAGAAAAGACGACUGGCUACUCUCCUGAUGCUGAACAAUGCCCCCACUCGUCAGUCCCUCAUCAAAGACUUUGUCAAGUUUAACAUCAUUCAGUAUGUUCACCCUGAGAUACAGAACCUGUUCAAACACCUUGAGGAAGAGUUCCGACCCCUGGAGCUGUAUGACCGGGUUAAAGCAUCCAUUGAGUUCAUCAGUAACAACGAGGAACUCGGUCAGUACAUCCCAGCCCUGGAGGAGAUCAUCAUCACUCGAGUCCUCAAACAGGUGUCUCAAGUCUACCAGACAAUUGCCUUUUCCAGACUGGCUGACCUAAUUCCGUUUGCCUCCAAAUUCCGUUUAGAAAGAGUCAUUGUAGAUGCAGCUAAGACUCUAGAACUACAGGUGAGAAUUGACCACAGAAGCAAGUCUCUGAGCUUUGGCACAGAUCUGAUGGUUGCACAGAAGGAGGACGUACCGGAGGGUCCUUAGAUACAGAGCAUGGCCAGCGAGGGCAUACGCAACCAGCUGAUUUCAAUGGCUAGAGCCCUUCACCAGGCCAUUAAACGCAUAGAGCCAAAGGACCGAAAGGUCCAGCGACAUGAGAUGCAGGUACAGAUUGCCAACAGCUACAGAAUGACUGCCAAGAAAGAACAUCAGAGGAUAUUACAAAGACGACAGAUUAUUGAGGACAGGAAGGAGCAGCUGGAGCACCUCAAUGACCAGAGGGAGCGGGAGGAACAGGAGCAGAUUGAGGAGCAUUGGAAGGCGUACGAAUUGGAGAUGGCUCGGUUAGAGAGAGAAGCGAAGGAGAGGGAGCGCCUGAGGAAGAUUGAGGAGCACAAGGAGAUUAAGAAGAAACAUGCCAUUGAGAUGAUCGAACAACUAAAGAUGACGGACAUCGGAGCCAAAGUGUUGCAGAAUCUGGACGAGGAGGACUUUGCCACACUGGAUGUAGAGGAUAUCAUGGCCAGACAAGUGGAACAGCUCGAAAAAGAAAAGAAAGAAUUGAUAGACCGCAUCAAAAACCAGGAGAAAGAGUUCGAUUAUUUUGCUCGUGCGAAGCGUUUGGAAGAAAUUCCCCUUUUAACAAAACAGUAUAAACAGGAAAAGAAAGUGGCUAGAGAAUUCUUUGAGCUGCAAGAGGCUAAAAAGAUCGAGCAGUUAAAUAGGGACCGUCAGAUGGCGCUGGCUAGUCGGGAUCGCCUCAAUAGGAUGAAGACUGACAAGGAUGAGUUCCUGAAUCUAUUUAGAGGACAAAGGAAGGAAAUGUUUGAGAAAAAGCUGGCCGAGUUUGAGGCUAGGGUUUCGGAGGAGAGAAAGAAAAGAUUGUAUGAGAGGAAGGAGAAGCGAAGAGAGGACCGAAGGCAGAAGUGGAUCCAGGAACGGGCCAAAGAAGAGAAGAGGAAAAAGGAUGAGCAGCUCAAGAGAGAACGUGAAGAGAGGAAAGCAAGGAAGAAAUUGGAAGCUGAGAAACGCAAGAAGAAGUCCAGACUAGCUAAGCUAGAGAAGCAGGCUGAGAAACAGCGACAGAGGAAGAGAGAGGCUGAAGAAAAGAAAGCAAAGAGACGACAGGAGUUGGAAAAAUCGAGAGAUGAUGGCAAAGAAGACCGCCCUAAACCAUUUGCUGGUCGUCCAGGAGAGCGUCCAAGUUGGCGAGAUAGAGAGCGGGAGAAGGAGGAGGAGGGAGGUCGUGAUGGGCAAGCCUGGAGACCAGCAGGAGCCAGAGAAGGGGGCGACUGGAGGGAGAGGGAGAAACAGCGAUCAGAGAGCGGGGAAAAAGAGACCAGCCCCACCAAGCGGUAUGAGGAGGAAGAAGAACCAAAAGGAGAAGGCUGGAGGGGAGAGAGGGGUGCUCCUAAGGAAGACAAGCCCCCAGCUCGAGGUAUCUCUCCCCCUAGGGACACAUUGAGAAGCAGAGGGGAGGAUCGAGUACCAUCGAGGGAUGGUGGUGAUCGUGGGGAAUUUGGGGAACGCAGAAGAGAUGGUAGAAAUUUUGAAAGAUGUAGAGAUGAUAAAGAUUUUGGAAGAGGAAAAGAAAGGGAACAAACGAGCUCUACCUACGGCAGAGAUGAUGGCAAAGAAGACCGCCCUAAACAUAUUGCUGGUCGACCGGGAGAGCGUCCAAGUUGGCGAGAUAGAGAGCGGGAGAAGGAGGAGGAGGGAGGUCGUGAUGGGCAAGCCUUGAGACCAGCAGGGGCCAGAGAAGGUGGUGGCUGGAGGGAGAGGGAGAAACAGCGAUCAGAGAGCUGGAAAAAAAUGACAUGGGGAUCUAUUCACAAAAAAUCGUAUGAUGAGAACGAUGGACUAAAAGAAGAAGGCUGGUGGGGAGAGAGGGGUGCUCAUGGGGAAGACAAGCCCCCAGCUAGAGGCAUAUCGCCUCCCAGGGACACGUGGAGAAGCAAUGGGGAGGAUCGAGUACCAUCAAGAGAUAAUGGUGAUCGUGGGGGAUUUGGAGAACGCAGAAGAGAUAAUGGGGAUUUUGGGAGAGGUGAAGUACCAGUACAAAUUCGCAUGGGAAAUCGAAGAAAAAAUCGGAUACAGAGAAAGACUUUAAAAAAUCAAGCAAAAGAGGUGGGGAUUAAUUGAACGAGUCAACUAGAAAAUGGUGAUAAGUUUCUGAAUGGAAAUAAGUUUCAGAAAUUUGGAACAUUUCAAUAAAAAUAUUUGAAGUAGCUUAUUGAGUGACAAAAAUUAAGUCCAUUUGGAUUUAAUAAUUCAUGUCAAAUAUCAUCAUUGCUAAAAUUUAUGCUAGAUUUCGAUAGACACAAAUGACUUCUACCUUAGGUGAGUGUUCCUGUACGUCCAACAGUAAGGGUUCGGAUAUUUUAAAACACAACCAGCCAAAUUAGUGAGAGAAAAAAAGUUUUUGCAACUAGUAAUUGCCUUUUUGAGGUUAUUUUCUUACAGAAUUUCAUGUAUUUACUAAACAAUCGCAGAGUAUAAGUAAUUAUUUUAACAUGUAC